AUGCUCGUUUCAAUAAGUCUAGAACACCCGCACUCCGCCUAUACCAACCUGGAUGUUGUGCAGGGGAAGAUCUAUCUGAGAGUCCCGAAUCCGAGCAAUGUCUCGAACAUCGUGGUCAAGUUAGAGGGCGAGAGCAGGACGAGGUUACUGGCGGCUGUGAGACCGGAUAGGCCCGACCGACAGAAGCCAGUGCUUGAGGUCCAUAAGAUCUUGUACAAAACUCAGGUCGUGUGGCCUGCGAACCAGCUUCCAGAAGAAGCAGUCGCGAACCCGAAGGCGACAUAUACGCUGAACGCCGGCCAAUUCGAAUAUCCCUUCCAGUUCAAGAUUCCAUUGAACAACGCUUGCCAGCCCGUGAACAGCCUCGCUACUAAUGUCAACUUCAGCAACAUGGCACUCGAGGUUGCCCGGACCCCAACCCAUCACGUUAAGCAGACCCUUCCUCCUUCUCUCAGCGGUUUCCCCGGCGAGGCGGAAAUAAGAUACUAUGUGAAGGUCACAGUGAAUCGACCGUCGUUGUUUAAAGAGAAUCCAAGAGCGUUGGCCAACCUUACAUUUCUUCCCAUUGAGCCUCCAAGACCGACACAGACUGAUGGGGAGGCAUACGCUAGGAGGCAGCACCAGUUCUUGGAGAACCCGCCUAGCGUUGCAGCGGGCAAAAAGAAGGGCUUCUUUGAUAGAAAGGAUUCCUCCUCCUCCAGCAGCAUACCUUCAACUCCCUCUUCAAGCGGCCCGCCUCCGCGAUUCAUAGUUGAUGCGCGUCUGCCGAAUCCCGCAAUCCUCACAUGUAACAAGGAUCUCCCGCUGAGGGUCCUCCUCAAGAAUAUGAGCCCGCGGAUUAAGAAUGUAUACCUACAAAUGUUGCAGAUCGAAUUAAUCGGGUACACCAAAGUCACCGCACACGGAGUUGAACGCACUGAGUCAAACAGCUGGAUAGUGGCCAGCUUCAGCAAUAUGAACAUCCCGCUGGGCAAUCCCAUGGAUCCGGUGGGAACCGAGGUGCCAAUCAACCCAGAAUACUGGUCUGGCAAGCCCCUUCCAAAUACGAUUUGUCCAACCUUCCAGACCUGUAACCUCCAGCGAUACUACGAGCUUGAGGUGCGCGUCGGUCUUGGGUACGGAUCCUACAAACACGGAGAAGAUCAACUAGUCGUCUUGCCCCUCAGACUGCCAGUCAAAGUAUACUCUGGAAUCGCCCCGCCGCCCGCUCUCCUUGAGGCCACCUUAACCGGAGAGGCUGGCAAGCUUAAGCCGUCAGCUAGCGCAACGCUUAGUCCCCCUCAACAAGAUCAACCACCACACACGCCCAUCGAUCCACCAGGAUUCUCUGGCGCCAACGCGUUCCCGCCUGCGCAAGGCGUGCCUAUGGCCGGUGGAUCAGCGCAGCCCGUCUAUGAUGAUGCACCACCGAGCUAUGAAGAUGCAAUAGGCCAGGACCUUCCGCCGAUCAAUGGGUAUCGGGGUAACUACCAGCCACCGCCUGUACCAGAAGGGGCGCCCAGGUUUUCGGAUGAGAAGAGGAGAUGA
Messenger RNA from Lindgomyces ingoldianus, 1527 nucleotides. Its product is annotated as arrestin. Lineage: Eukaryota; Fungi; Ascomycota; Dothideomycetes; Pleosporales; Lindgomycetaceae. The record is from RefSeq and is a predicted model, not a curated record. The coding region runs from base 1 to 1527 and encodes 508 amino acids. Gene Ontology annotation, biological process: ubiquitin-dependent endocytosis. The transcript has 4 exons. Gene Ontology annotation, molecular function: protein-macromolecule adaptor activity; ubiquitin protein ligase binding. Gene Ontology annotation, cellular component: cytoplasm; plasma membrane; cytosol.